AUUCACUACAUACGCUUCGAGUCAAGCAGCAGCCACACCCGGUGAGCUAGACUCCAUCAGGGCAGCCGUGGCUAUCGCCAGAGUUGUUUGUCGUUUCAGCCCCUUUCAAAUGUCGUCCUAAUCGAAUGCGGCUCCUUUCCCACGUAGGCCCAGAGACGUGGGGUCCGGGGGACCUACAAAGUGCGUCCGUCCCGCCUCCGGCUACCUUAAGACACCAUCCUCCCUACUUCUCAAGCCUGAAAAUCCGGCCGAAGAGAAAAACGAAUCGAGAUGUCUCCAAGCGAAAAACCCCGUGGUCAUGACACCGCCAAUGGCGAACACCACCACCACCAGAUCCGCAAGCCGCAUCUCACCACGGUGGAGGGCCACCUGGUCGCCGCGUCAGCGGAGUUCGUCGGCACCUUCUUCUUUCUCUUUUUCGGCUAUGGCGGCCAGCUCAUGGUGAUCCUACAAGGUGCCAAUUCAGCUCCGGAUGGCUCGCUCAGCGCCGAGGGAGACGUCUUCAUCGCGCUGACCUACGGCUUCUCCCUCCUCGUCAAUGUCUGGACGUUCUACCGCAUGAGCGGCGGGCUCUUCAAUCCCGCAGUCUCCAUUGGGUUGUCUCUCGGUGGCCAGUUGCCUUGGAUGCGGUCUGUGUUCUUGAUUCCAGCACAGAUCUUGGCCUCCAUGUGUGCCGGCGGACUAGUCGAAGUGAUGUUUCCCGGAAACAUUUCUCAAGCCAACUCAUUGCUUGGAAACAAGACCACCGUUGCUCAGGGCCUUUUCCUCGAGAUGUUCUUCACCGCCCAACUGGUUAUAGUCGUGUUCAUGUUGGCUGCUGAAAAGUCCCGCGACACCUUCCUCGCACCAAUUGGCAUCGGCCUUGCCCUCUUUAUGAUCAUGAUUCCCGGGACAUUUGUCACGGGAGGAUCACUCAACCCGGCCCGUAGCUUCGGAUGUGCCGUGGCCGGGAGACAGUUUCCCGAUUACCAUUGGAUUUACUGGCUCGGGCCGACGUUAGGAGCUGCUCUCGCUGCCGCCUACUACAGGUUCGUGAAAUGGGUUCACUAUGAAGAGGCCAACCCGGGCCAAGACUUGCCCGUGGAUCCGGAAGAACUUGCGGCUGCUCAAAACUCGCAGUUGCCUGGAGUGCAUGGGCCCAGUGGGUUACAUGGACUGGUUCCUCACCGCCACGAAGUUUAAUCGAGUGCUUGUAGGUGGGAUAAGUUGAACAAUGGCGCUUAGUUUGGCUUGUUUUAAAUGCAUCAACUGGUUCACGGGCCUCGCCAACUGAGCUCAUCAGUGAAG
Messenger RNA from Colletotrichum navitas, 1287 nucleotides. Its product is annotated as MIP family channel protein. Gene Ontology annotation, cellular component: plasma membrane. The transcript has 3 exons. The record is from RefSeq and is a predicted model, not a curated record. Gene Ontology annotation, biological process: water transport; transmembrane transport. Gene Ontology annotation, molecular function: water channel activity. NCBI's taxonomy places the organism in Eukaryota, Fungi, Ascomycota, Sordariomycetes, Glomerellales, Glomerellaceae. The coding region runs from base 271 to 1182 and encodes 303 amino acids.